Molecule: messenger RNA, 3317 nt
Organism: Biomphalaria glabrata
Lineage: Eukaryota; Metazoa; Mollusca; Gastropoda; Planorbidae
Product: cytochrome P450 3A29-like
Exons: 2
Coding region: 414-1970 (518 amino acids)
Molecular function (GO): heme binding; oxidoreductase activity, acting on paired donors, with incorporation or reduction of molecular oxygen; steroid hydroxylase activity
Source: RefSeq, a predicted model, not a curated record
UAGAUAGAAUAUGACAAUAUAAUGACUAUUCCACUAUCCACGGUACGGUUCAUCUCUGUUCCAAAUGACUGGAGUCGACAGUACCGCAACGUUAGAGAACUGCUUAAAAACAUAGCUUUACGUAAAACAGGUCAUAGCGCAAUGUAAAUGUCAAGAUUCUGCUGAUCUGUGUAUGCCUAUAAAUGAUCUAGAUUCUAGACUAGAAUAUUGUAGAAUCUACACUAGUCUACAUCUCUUUCUAGAUCUAGUCUAGAUAAUCCUGUAGAUCAGCGUGACGUCGGGUCAUUUCGAAUUCUACAUCUAUUAUAGUGGUCUGCCAUAGACAGUCACAUAGUAGACUAGAUCCGUAGGCGUAGAGGUUUGAUUAGAAUAGAUCUAGAAUCUAUAAACAAAACAUAAACAAUAAUUUAAACAUGGUAGACACAUCGUAUGCAUUAUGUUGUGCUAGCAUGCCAGUUUGGUUCAUUCUGCUGGUUAUUUGUGUAAUUUUACUAUACAUAUAUGGAAACUCUCCUUACAGAUUAUGGAAGAAAUUAGGCAUACAAGGGCCAGAAACAGUCACAUUUUUUGGCAACAUUCAUGAAAUCUAUGGUUCUUCAGGGGGAAUCGCUUCUUAUGCUAAAUGGAAUUCUCAGUUUGGUCGUAAAUAUGGAGUUUAUUAUUUUCGACAGCCUGCUCUUGUUUUGACAGACCCUGAUUGGAUAAAAGAAGUUUAUGUCAAGGAUUUCAACAAUUUCAGAGAUCGCAUGACAGUGGAUAGUAAUAUUCUUUUAAACCAUGAAAUAUUCACUGGUCUUUUCUUUGCUGAAGGAGACGUGUGGAAAAGGAUUCGAAGCAUCAUGAGCCCUUCUUUUAGUAUUGCAAAGGUAAAAGCAAUGAACAGCACAAUAGACAGAAGUGCAAUGCGCCUAGGGGAUCAUAUUUUGAGACUCGCAGAAGAUGGCAAGCCAUUUGAGGCCAAAAGAUUGCUCGGGGCCUAUGCUAUAGAUGUUGUUACUGGCGCAGGUUUCAGCAUAGAUGUGGAUUCCGUGAGUAAUGUAAAUGAACCUUUUACAAAGCAUGGACGAAGUUUGUUCACAUAUACCUGGUUUAUAAAAGUUCUUGCUUUUAUAGCAGGAUGUUUUCCUUCCAUAUUGGCUCCAAUUGCGAAAAUCUUUAAUAUUGGCUUUUUUCGGAGAGAGGAUAUGGACUUUUAUGUCAAAAAUAUUAAAAUAAUGAUUAAUGAACGAAAACAAAAUCCAGAUGAAGCAAAAAAACGGGACAUUUUACAAAACUUAAUUGAUGCAGAAAGUCAAUCUAUAACUGAUGCUGGCAAGUUAAAAUUAACUUCUGAUGAGCUCGUGGCACAGGGCAUUAUGUUGUUCUUAGCUGGUUAUGAAACAACUUCAAGCACAUUGCAAUUUUUACUGUAUGAAUUAGCAAGUCACAAAGAUGUCAUGGAAAAAAUUUUUGCAGAAAUCAAUGCUGUCAUUGGAGACCAGGAACCCACCUAUGAGUUGUGUCUCAAUUUAAAAUAUAUGGAUGCAACAAUUAAUGAAACUUUAAGAAUGUAUCCACCAUUGUCGGUUCUUACCCGGCAGUGCAAAAAAACAACAAAACUGUUUGAUCUGGAACUUCCUGCUCACACCGCAAUAGCGAUUCCUGUUUACAAUCUACAAAGGGAUCCAGAGUUCUGGAGAAACCCUAAUAACUUUGACCCUGACCGCUUUAUUGAAGGAAGCCCAACUUAUGAGCAUUACAAUCCCUUUACUUAUAUGCCAUUCGGCAUAGGUCCGAGACUUUGUAUAGGCAUGUUGCUUGGAAUAAUGGAAGUAAAACUUGCAUUGAUUAGAAUUUUUCAGAAGGUAGAAAUUACAAAAGCCACUCCAGAAGUUUUGAGCAUUAGUGAUUUUACCACUAUUCUUCAACCAUUGGAACCAAUCCAUAUUUUCUGUAAACCCAAAACAUGCAAAGCUAAAAAGAUUAAUUAAAGUAUAAAUUUGAAAUUCUAUGCUUAAGUUGUCUAUAAUUAUAUUGAUAUUAAUAUGUAAGUAUAUUUCAGAACAUAAGAACAACAUACAUGUUACUAUAUUGUUCAGUGUCAUUGUGAUAAUAAUAAGUAGUGAUUUAUGAUGAGUCUAAUUUAUGGUAACAAGGAUUACUUUUAAAAUUUCAAACAUUGAGCAAAAUAUAAUUUUUGUAAUGUAUUUUUCUCUUUUUAAAUGUGAAUGUUGAAUACUCAUAUCAUCCAAUGUUAUUUUUACAUGGAGUUUAGAUGUUAUCCUUUGUUUUAUUAUUUUUAUACUCAUUAUACUUUUUUGCUGCUGCUUGUGUGGGUAAUCAAAUUAUUGUCAUGGUUGUUUUUUGUGGCUAUAAAAAUACAAACAAUGGUUUUAUUGAAUUAUUUUAGACCAAUGUUUUGAGUGCACACAGGGAGGAGGAAUAAGAAGAUGGUUUGCUGACAACUAAAACCUUUUCUGCCGCAAUUUUUGUGAGAAGAGUCUUCAGCAAGAUGAACUAAAUAAUCAUUUGCAGAAUGUGAUUCUAGCCUUUUUUUUUCACCAGAAAAAUAAAAAAUUCUUCCAAGCACAUACCAUCAUUCUGAUGAUCUUUAUCAUGAUUAAAUAAAGUACAGUACAAGAUGAUUUUACAACAAUCAAACUUAUGAACCACACUUUCCUUAAAUGUCUCUCACACUACAGUUUUGACUCUGCCUGCUCUGUUCUUUUUUCUUUAUUUGACCUCAACUCUUUUUGCUAUGAUAAACAGUUAGCUAUAGACACCAGGAGUAGGCAUUUCUGCUGCUCAAAGUUUGGUGCCAGAAUGGAGACAGGCAUAUAUCUUUCUUGUUCUUACAGGAAGCCAUAAUGACAUAAGCAAAAGGUUUAGUAUUAUAGUUAUUAUGUAUUUACACAAAGAAAAAGGUAUAAAUAUUUUAUUAGAAUGCUUGUGAUUGUAAAUUGUUUUUGUUAAAUUUGUUUUUAAAUCUUUUCUAAAAAUCACCUUACUUUUUCAUUAGCAUGAUAAUAAAAAUAGUCUUUGAAUAAGAAUUAAAAAUAAGUCUGCAAGCAUACACAAUGUCAUUCAUCUUCAGUAGGUGUUACGACACAAGACUCUUUGAAAUAAUAAUACACUCUCAGAUUAUUACUCUAUAAAUACUUUAAUAUUACAACAAGUUAUGUAAAUACGAACAUUUCAUUUCUCUUCCUGUCAAUUUCUCCCCGCUUCCCCUUUUCAACAUCACUUCCAUUCAUUACACAAAUUCGCACCAUUAUUCAUGCACACCUUGCUGCGCUACGACCGUAACAGUAGGCUUAUAUAUACAAAUAUAUAUAUAU